UGAUUAGUUAGUACAGGGGGUAAUUAAAUUUAUAAGCCCAUCUUAAUAAGACCUUCAUAAGACCUUCGUAAUUAAAUUUAUAAGCCCAUCUUAAUAAGACCUUCAUAAGACCUUCAUAAGACCUUCGUAAUUAAAUUUAUAAGCCCAUCUUAAUAAGACCUUCAUAAGACCUUCAUAAGACCUUCGAAGGUCGUGCUAUUUAGGAGUUGUAUUUCUUUCACUUAAAAAUGAAUUCUACUUGUUGCUGUUGCUGGGAAAAGUAUGGCGAAAGAUCAAAAUCAUUGAAAAAAAUGAAUAAACACUUAGAAGAACAAAUUCAAAUGUUUAUCUUUCCUGGAUAUUCGAUGAACAACGAUUGCUAUCCAUCAGUUGUUUGUCCUGGUUGCCGAAGAAAUCUUUACAGACUCAAAAAGGGAGACUCACCUCGUGGUGAAUGGGGAGCUAAGGUUACCAAGGUAGAGUGGAAAACCCUUUUGAGAAAUAGCCCCAGAACCAGUCUAACUCUUCCAGAUGAGAUAACUAAUUUUCCGACAACUAUGUCAAGUAUAUGUUCUUUUUGCUAUUCAUUGCCUGCACCUGGUUAUUCUCAUAACUGUACACCCACCAGUGCUGUGGCAAAUAUCAUUACAGUGUCAUUUCUUCUAGGUUCUCUUCAAGUUGAACAGGUUGCUUCUGGAAUUAUAAAAAGUAAAAUGGCUACAGAAAGUUUGGUUGACGGAUCAACAUUUUGUUUAUCUACAGGAGGAAAUCCGCUAAAAGUCACAGUUGGUACACCAGAAAACAAAUCUAAAAGAACUUCUAUUAAGCAGCUUUCCAUCGAAAUAAUAAAGCAAUUACAAAUUGUGUUAGAACUUUCAAAUAGAAAAACAAAAGAGAUGCUUUCUACUUUACGCAAAGGUAUAGGAAAUAAGCUUUCCAUUGAGCCUAAUAUUUUUUGUCGUCUUUCUGAAUUAGAAGAAUAUAUUUCUAAUUACUACAGUGUGCAGAAGUGCGAGUUAAUUGAUAGUAAAGGCCAUUUAAUUUUACGAGAUCUUGUAUAUGUUCAAAAUACAUCAAAUUUUGUACUUGACUUAUUAAAAUUGCGUGGUUUAGACCCUACUUCAGCCUUUAUAAGAAUUUUAUUGGAUGGUGGAGGUUCAUUUUUUAAAGUAAUCAUCAAUGUCUUUGAUUGUCAAAAAGAUAAUGAGUCAGACGAGUACUUAAAUAGUGGCGUUCAACGGUCUCAAUUUUUAGCUAUUGUUGAGGAUAUUCCUGAAUCUAACUAUAAUUUGAGACUUGUUAUAGAAAAAUUAAAUUUGCAAGAUGUCAGUUUUUAUGUUGCUUUUGACUUGAAAUGUGGAAUUGCACUGUUUGGUUUAUCAGGACAUUCUGGGAAAAAAGCUUGUUUAUGGUGUGAAGGAAUAUCUACAUUAAAUUUAGGGACAAAACGAACUCUUGGCAGUAUUAAUUAUUGGUACAAUAAAUAUUUAGAAAAUAACUCAGUAAAAUCAUCCAUGCAAGAGUUUAUGAACUGCAUCAAUCCUCAAAUUUUAUAUAUUAAUUUAGAUCCAAAUACUUUAAUUGAGCAACUCAUUCCUCCACCUGAACUUCAUUUGUUAAUUGGUUUUGUUUCACUGCUUGGAAAUUUUUUGUUAGAUGUCUGGUCAGGAUUUGAUGAUUGACUAAAGUCAAAAAAUGUUAUUCAGCGAGGGUACCAAGGCAGAUUAAAUAUUAGAAAAUCUGGAUUCUCUUGAAACACAAAUUUUAGAAACAUUUACUUGUUUGAUUCCAAUUGUACAGUGUUUGAGAGAUUUUAGAAAUGUAAAAAAUUGUUGCUUUUCCAGCAAUUUACAAACUGGCUUUAAAGAAGCAAUAACAAAUUUAAAGAAUUCAUUUCUUUCCGCACAAGAAGUUGCAGUAAAUUUAAAUAAACAAAUAAAUACAACAUGGAAAGUCCACAUUCUACUGUGUCAUGCACAGCCAUAUGUGCAACACCAUAACAAAGGAUUGGGUAACUUUGCUGAACAAUGUGGAGAAAGUAUUCAUGCAAAGUUUAAGCCAACAUGGACAAGGUUUAAGAGACAAAUAGAGCAUUCCGAACAUGGUGACAGGCUAUUAUCAGUAGUAGUUGAUUUUGG
Molecule: messenger RNA, 2117 nt
Organism: Hydra vulgaris (swiftwater hydra)
Lineage: Eukaryota; Metazoa; Cnidaria; Hydrozoa; Anthoathecata; Hydridae
Source: RefSeq, a predicted model, not a curated record